Engraulis encrasicolus (European anchovy) is the source of this 5872-nucleotide messenger RNA. RefSeq names its product rho guanine nucleotide exchange factor 2-like. Gene Ontology annotation, biological process: positive regulation of neuron differentiation; actin filament organization; cell morphogenesis. Gene Ontology annotation, molecular function: guanyl-nucleotide exchange factor activity; microtubule binding. The transcript has 27 exons. Gene Ontology annotation, cellular component: ruffle membrane; cytoskeleton. Bases 338 to 4036 code for a protein of 1232 amino acids. The record is from RefSeq and is a predicted model, not a curated record. NCBI's taxonomy places the organism in Eukaryota, Metazoa, Chordata, Actinopteri, Clupeiformes, Engraulidae.
UGGGCAACAGGAUACAGACGCGGGCAGGUCGGAUACUUGAGAAAGUAAGUACAUUGGGAGUGGUUAAGACGCAUAGGCUUCGCACACGAGAGUCUGAACUGGUUCCCGCGAGCCACCAGAUCAAGUGACACACGAGACAACUAACCUCACCUGAAGAAACUGUUUCGGAUAGUUGCUUCAGGUCUUUUGCCGAAAGGACGUUUAAUACUGGAAUAAAUCGGAUUCGAAGCAGUUAAUUCCUUACUUAUCAAAGGGGGACUGGGUCAAACAAUGUAAGUGUCUUCUUUGGCCAGCAGCAUCCGGGAGAAAUACAACAGGUGUAGCCUACCAACACAAGAUGAUCACCACCCCGUACCCCAUGCCCGGCUCUCCCAUGCCCGUGGGUCGCUGCGUUCCGUGCCCGGCGCCCCCACCCUGCUCCCCCUCCUCCUCCCCCCCUCCUCCGCCUGAUGGUGAUGGUGAUGGUGAUGGGGGGGUGAGGCUGCGGCUGCCCUCCGCACCCCCCCUCCUGGCCCCCAUGGACACCCUGCGCAGACACAGCUGGCAGCCGGGGGCACUGAUGAUGAUGGGGGACGCAGCCUGGGACCAGCGCAGCAGCUUGAGUCUUGAGAACCUGGACGCUGAGGAGGUGGAGAGACUGCUGUUCGGGGCCCUCGGGGGGCAUAGGGAGGAGGUGAGGCGUGGGGGGCGUGACCCGCGGCGGGACCCCAUCACCAGCUACACCCCGCGCCAGGUGGAGUCCCUCCUGUCACUCACCGAGGAGGAGGCGGGAUCACAGCCACAGGUCUUCACACCAUUGGAGGAGCAGGUUUGCCACAUGCAGAGCAUCAGUGCCUCUGCCCCCUCCCUCUGUGUGUCGGCCCCCAGCAGGAUGCCCCCCCACCACCACAACUCAGGCUCCUCUCUCCGAUCUGUCUACGGAGGGUCCACACAAAGUGUGGAUGCGGAGAGUGACCAGGGCUCUGUGUCGUGGGGGAGAGACGGCCGAGAGGCGGAGACGGAGGGCCAGGCUGCGGGCAGGAGAGAGGCGGAGUCGGACGGCCAAGGGGGACAAGAAGGGGACAAGACUGGCAGCCCCCUCGGACGCACGCUCAGCUUCCUGCGCAAGAUGGCCGGGAACCGCAAGAACAAAGAGAAGGAGCGCAUGAAGGAGCGAGAGAAGGAGGCGCGUGAGCGGGAGGCGCGCUACAGCAAUGGCCACCUCUUCACCUCCCUCACCGUCUCGGCCACCACGCUCUGCUCCGCGUGCAACAAGAGCAUCACCGCCAAGGAGGCACUCAGCUGUCCCACCUGCAACGUCACCAUCCACAACCGAUGUCGGGACACCCUGCCCAACUGCGCCAAAAUGAAACAAAAGCAGCAGAAGUUGGCCCUGGUGCGCAACUCCUCAGCACUUCAGAAUGUCGCCAUGCGCUCCAAAACUCCUAUGAUGAAGGAGAGGCCCAGCUCGGCCAUCUACCCCUCUGACAGCCUGAGGCAGUCGCUGCUGGGGGCCCGCAGGGUACGCUCCGGACUCUCCCUCGCCAAGAGCGUCUCCACCAAUAACAUCGCAGGGAACCUGAAUGAUGACUCGCCACUGGGCCUGCGGAGGAUCCUGUCUCAGUCCACAGACUCCCUCAACUUCAGGAACCGGGCCAUGUCCAUGGAGUCGCUCAACGACGAGGGCGAGUCGUUCAUCACGUCCAUGCUGGAGGAGCUUGAGCGGGACAGUAAGGAGCUGGAGAAGGACUCCUGGAGUACGGCCGUAGACUCCUCCUACCUCCAGACGCACCGCAAGGACGUCAUCAAACGACAGGACGUCAUCUACGAGUUGAUCCAGACAGAGCUCCACCACGUGCGUACGCUGCGCAUCAUGGAGGUGUUUCGCCGGGGCAUGCUGGAGGAGCUGAUGGUGGAGCCGGGGGUGGUGCACGCCAUCUUCCCCUGCCUGGACCGCCUGCUGGACCUGCACUCGCGCUUCUGCAACCAGCUGGUGAUGCGCAAGAACCACAGCCUGGCGCCCGGCAGCAGCAGCAACUUCACCAUCCACCAGCUAGGGGAUGUGCUGGUGGAGCAGUUUUCGGGUUCGAAUGCUGAUGAGAUGCGUAAGUCGUACGCUGAGUUCUGCAGCCGGCACCUGAAGGCCGUCAAGCUCUAUAAGGAACUGCUGACCAGAGACAAGAGGUUCCAACAGUUCAUACGGCGGGUGAGCCGAGGCCCUCUACUGCGUCGCCAUGGCGUCCAGGAAUGCAUCCUGCUGGUCACCCAGCGCAUCACCAAGUACCCCGUCCUCAUCCAGCGUAUCCUCGACAACACCAAAGGUAAUGAGGAGGAGGCUGAGUCUAUGGCCCAGGCGCUGACGAUGCUUCGUGAGCUGCUGAGUUCGGUGGACCAGCAGGUUCAGGAGUUGGAGCUGACCCAGAGGCUGCAGGAGAUCCGCUCGCGGCUGGACCCCCGCGCCGAGACAGAGGUGCGCGGAGGGGGCGUGUUCAGGGGGGCGGAGCUGCUCAGGAGACGGCUGGUGCACGAGGGGACGCUGCUCUGGAAGACCGCCAACUCACGGCUCAAAGACGUCCAGGUCCUGCUCAUGACGGAUAUCCUGGUGUUCAUGCAGGAGAAAGACCAGAAGUUCUUCUUCCCCUGUCUGGAUAAGCCGGCGGUGCUGUCGCUUCAGAACCUGAUCGUGCGGGACAUAGCCAAUCAGGAGCGAGGGAUGUUCCUGAUCAGCAGCUCUACGCCGCCAGAGAUGUACGAGCUGCACGCCGCCUCCAAGGACAACAGGAACACCUGGAUGAAGAUCAUACAACAGACCGUCGGCUGCUGUCCCUCCAGAGAAGACUUCCCCCUGAUCGAGACGGAGGACAAGGCCUUACUGCGCAGACUUAGAGCUGACAUCCAGCAGAAGGACCGUGAGGUGCUAGAGCUGCUGCAGGAGCGUGUGACCUUGUUCUGCGACCUUGCAGAGGUCACCAGCAGCCAGGAGGUCACGGUGCCUAACAACAGCAGGAACGUCUUCAGGGCCGACACGCCCCACGCACCGCAGGCAGAGAAGAUACUCACCGACGCCAUCUCAGAAGUGGACAGGUUGAGUGAGUUGCUGCUCGGCUCCAACAUUGAGGCGCCGCACUCUAGCAGUUCCAACGGUGACCAGAACCAUACGGGGGCGCCAGUGAGCAAUGGCGAUACAAUUUCAGUCAACGGCACGCACGAUGUAAACAGCACACAACAGAAGCAGGACAGAAAUGGUAACCAGCUGCAGAACAGGACCUCCAAUGAGGAGGUAUGUCAACGGCUGGUCAACCUGAGCACUCAGCUACAUGCACUACAGGCCGCAGUCAUCCGUCAGGACUCCCUCCUGGAGUUGAGUUCUCGUGAGGGCUUCGCGCCCGGCUCUACGCCCACCACCCCGGUGCCCUUACCCAGCAGCGGCCCGCCCGCCCGCCUCUGCCGCUCCAUGUCGCGCGACACGGGCAUGGACGCCAGCAGCCCCGGUUCUCUGUCGAGCAGCGGCUCCGUCAGUGGCGGUGGCGACUACGCGCUGCUCCAGAGGCAGAACAGCCUACUACAGGAAGAGGUGGGCCGGCUGAAGUCCGCCGAGGCGCGGCUGAAGGACAGUGAGAAGGCACGCGCUGAGCUGGAGCAGAAGCUGCGCGACUCCCAGGGAGGAGGAGGAGGAGGAGGUGGAGGAGGAGGUGGGGAGGGCGGCGUCUCAGAACAGAAGGAGGCUGAGGGCGACACCGUGGACACCGUGCCACAGCUGGCGACCUUGGCCCCGCUGGCGCCGCAGGAGGACCAGUACGAAGCGAGUGAUGAGGAGGAGAACUCACUGGAGACGGAGGACGAGGAGAUCCACAUCAGGCCACGCUCCGCCAGCCCUCGAGUCUCCACAGAUCUCCAAGACAUUCCAGAGGACGCCGAAGAGGAGAGAGAGGAGAAGGCAGCGGACUCGGAUCAAUACCAGUCUGAUCAGUACCAGUCGUCCUCAGACAUCCUCAAAGCCAUGGAGAAGACGCAAAGGAAUGGAGCCAGCGGUGGUCGCAAAUACAAAUUGAAAUAGCUGAAGGACUCCCUGUUGAUAUACUACGUACCUUAUCUAUGGCUUUAUCCUCUCUGGAACUAUGUAUGCUAUUGUAUCUUACAACAUUACUGUAUAAUUAAGUUGACAUGUCAUGUUUUUUUAUAUAUAUACAUAUAAUUAUGAAUUAACAUGUUACUUCUUGUCUAAAAGCAGACUUCCGCAGUAUUCCAUGAAGUUAUCGUUUCCAUCUACCCCGACACGAUUUUCCUCACGUAAAGAGGAAAUGUAUUUUGGUGGGGGUGGGGUGGGGGUUGUAAGUGGAUAUUGUUCCUGGAGAUAUGUUGAAAAAGCAAACAUAUCAAAAAAUGAAAGAAAGAAAAGGUAAAAUGCAAAAAAAUAAGCAGAAAACCUCACAACGCUAAGGUCCUCUUGAUGUAGUCUUUCUAAAAACAUUACCCUGAAGUGCUUUUUACAUGAAGUGUCCCCUCAGGUUGGAAUCUGGCCUGUGUGUGUGUGUGGUGGUGGGUGGAGAGGCAUAGCCUUCAUGGAUGCAGGAAUGAAGCUUUUGUACUGCAGUGGACUUUGUAUAUAAAUGGCCAGAUAAUGGAAGGCCACUCCUGGCGCCAGCUCUUGUUAACCACAAACACUUGAAGAAAAAAAAAAACUAAAACAAUUCCUGUGCUUUUCAAAAUGACCAAAAUAUUUUCAGCUAUUUUGUAUCUGAAAAAGGAGGAGGUCAGAGGCGGGGCAAUGACUUUGGUUUUUCGCUGAAGGAGAGACCUGGUUUUUUUAGUACUCAAGAAGACAAACCAAAGUCAUUGGCCGUGUUUUCGACAGGGAUUUUUUUGAAGAAAAAAAAGCAAUGGGGUCAAAGACGUCUUUGUCAUUCAGGGUUACGGACACCUUCCGCUGACUGUAACUGCAAAAAAAACGUGAUUUUUAAAUUGUUUCAAGUGAAUGGAUGACAGCCAAGGCUUUCAUGAAUUCCCUGUACCAAUAAAUAAAUAAAAAGUCGUGUUUUUACAGUUACAGUCAGCAGAAGGCAUCCGUUACACUGAAUGACAAUGCCAUUUUGCACGUCUUUGACCCAAUGAAGACAUUUCAACUAGCAAAAAACUUGACAUGACCAACUUGACUGAUUUUCAGUGUGUGCAGUAGAUCUGGACCACUGGCGUUGAACCUCAGCAUGGAAUGAAGUCGUUUUGAUGUAGCAGGUUAACGUUCCGCUGUAUUUUUUGUAAAGUUAGUUUUUGAUGUGAGACUCUCUUGGUCUUCUCUGCUGUAGCAGGAGAACGCAGUCUACUAUCCUCAGUCUUAAAUACCAGACCAAAAUUUGUCAGAGGAUAGAAUUUAAAACCGAAUGUCCCAAAUUAAAAUGUUCUCUCAAACAUUUUUUUGACAUUGUUAUACUGGAAAUUAGUGUAGAAAGUACACAAUAGAAGUGUAUUUGAAAGAUGCUUACUUUAUGGCACACAAAAAAAUGAGAAACUACAGUAGUGUUUCCCACUCUAUAUUAUAUUAUAUAUAAGUCUUUGUCUGUAUAAACAUUUGAAUUGUCAUGGGGAAAAAAGAUUUUGUGGACUUUUUAAACUGUGAUGUAAUUUUUAUUUGUUUUUAUUUUUGUUUUUAUCUGACUUACAAGCUCUUACGUCUUGUUCAUAAAUAUUGCUUAAAUUAUUUGUCUUGUCUGGCAUUUUUCUUGCAUGCUCCACAGCACCAAGUCAGUCUUAAAAAAGUACUUUUUUAUGUUUAAAAAAAAAUCAAACGUUUUUUUGUUUAUUUCAAAAGGGUUGUUUGUCUAAAGAACAAGGCUACCUAAAUGACGACUCACUCUUCAACUUAAAAAAGUAAUAAUUGAUGAUGAUAAUAAAGAAG